Molecule: messenger RNA, 4539 nt
Organism: Thlaspi arvense
Lineage: Eukaryota; Viridiplantae; Streptophyta; Magnoliopsida; Brassicales; Brassicaceae
Source: the annotation of a GenBank genome assembly
AAGAAAGUCUGAUAUUUUAUAUAAAUAUAGUAAAGACACGGCUGACUAAAUCGUAGCCAUUUAUUUCCCCAAUAAGAAAGCAGGCAGAUGAAAAUGACGAUAAUGCCAUCCGUCCUUAAACCCUCCUCUUCAGUCACUUUCUUUGUGUGCUUUUAUAUAUCUCUCUCUCUCUCUCUCUCUCACUUUUUAUUGAUUCUGCGUAAAUUCAUGCCAAAAGAGAAAAAGUUACACACUGCCCAAGAUUCUGAGUGAGUGUGGUAUUGAAUUCCUCACCAUCCUUUUCGAUUAUAUGAUCUUUUGUUCCUUCUCUUGAUAAUUUCCCCUUCAUACAAAACUCAUUUCACUUCACUAACAAGGUGAUUCAUUGAUUGAUUUUCUGCUCCGAUCGUUCUUUACAUUACAUAUAAUGACAUCUUGUGAUAGCGGCAAUUCAUUUCGUCAAUGUCGAUGAGUAAGUGGAGAUCGUAUGUGGCUGAAAAUUGAAAAAUGAAGAGAAAGCAUUACUAUCAGCUGAACCAUUCGUUUGAUCCAUGUCCUUUCGAGGUCUUCUGCUCGGGGACAUGGAAGCCCGUGGAGCACUUAAGGAUCGAGAAUGGAACGAUGACGAUGCGGCUUUUGGAAAACGGACAUGUAUUGGAAGAUGUAAGACCUUAUCAGAGGCUUCGUCUUAGAUCAAGAAAGGCCACUCCCAUCGACUGUACCUCUUUUCUACGACACGGUGUCGAUGUUUGUGUUCUCUAUCAGAAAAAUGUCAGCUUGGAUGAAGAUACUCCGGAGCAUGACUUAGAGGAGCCGGUUUGGGUUGAUGCAAAGAUUGUAUCGAUAGAGAGGAAGCCUCAUGAAUCCGAAUGCUUGUGUAAUUUCUAUGUCAGCGUUUAUAUAGACCAAGGCUGCAUCGGUUUGGAGAAACAUAGAUUGAAUAGAUCUUCAGUGCUCGUUGGACUCAGCCAAAUUUCCAUUCUCCAGAUGUUUCACAAAGAACAAAGCUUGGACCGGUUCUACAGAUGGAGAUUCUCGGAGGACUGUGCUUUGCUUGUGAAAACAAGGCUAACCCUCGGCAAGUUCUUGCCUGAUCUUACGUGGCUGCUUGUUACAUCAGUCUUGAAAAGCAUUGUGUUUCACAUCAGAACAGUUCAAGAGAAGAUGGUUUAUCAGAUUGUGACGGAUGAAGAAGGCUGUAGCAGUUCUUCUCUGAGUGCAAUGAAUAUGACGGUGGAAGACGGAGUUUUCAUGUCCAAGUUGUUUUUGUUCAAUCCAGCUGCGAAUGAUACUCAUAAUCAAGAUCCUGAUGUAAAGGAGGAAAGUGAAGAGGAGGUGAUAAUGGAGUUGCGUCGAUCCAAGAGAAGAAACGUGCGGCCUGAUAGAUACGCUUUCUCCGAGAGUCAGCUAGAUUCAAAGGAUGGAUGGGUAAGGAUGAUGCCAUAUAGGUACAGCACAUGGACUGUUUCAAGUGAUGAAGACGAAGAUGAUGUCGAAGAAGAAGAUAGUGAAGAUGAUAGAGAUACUGAUGAUGAUUUGUACAUACCGUUAUCCCAGUUGUUUAAGAAAAAAGACAGCACAAAGGGAUUUAGUAAGAAUAAGGAAAGAGAAAUUGUUUUGGUAGACAAAACAGAGAGAAAGAGGAAGACGAAGGAGAAGAAGAAAAGAGAGGGUUUUGGUAGAAGUCGUGAGCUUUCGGUUAUUCCCUUCACUCCCGUGUUUGAACCUAUACCAUUGGAACAGUUUGGUCUCAAUGCAAAUAGUUUGUCUGGUGGUUUCUCUGGAGGUCGUUUGACGGAUGAGAUCGAUAAGUAUCGAAGUAAAGCUGCUAAGUUUGGGAAGAAGAUGAAGUCGGAAAUGAAUGAAAUAGAAUCUGAUCUAUGCUGGAUUGACAACCUCGGGAAGUCGGUUCAGAAAAGAAAUGGACCACAACCACAUUCCCGAGUACGGUCUGUUUCCGGGAACUCUGAUGAACUACAGAUUUAUAAGAAGAGAACAUUGAGCGCAGGUGCUUAUAACAAGCUGAUAGAGUCAUACAUGAGUAAUAUUGAUUCUACAAUUGCAGCCAAGAAGGAAACAAACAGUGUUGUAGAGCAGUGGGAGAAGCUAAAGAACGCCACAAGCACUUCAGUGGAAGCUGAAGACAGGUCGAGUGAGGAUGAUGAUGAUGAUGAUGAUGAUGAUGAGGGAGAUACGUCAGAGAUCGAGAUGUUAUGGAGGGAAAUGGAACUAUGUUUGGCUUCUUCUUACAUUCUUGAUGACUGUGAGGUGAGAGUGGAUAACGAGGCGUUCCAGAAAGCAACCAGUGGUUGUGAACAUGAUUAUGAACUGAAUGAAGAAAUUGGAAUGUGUUGCAGAUUAUGUGGUCAUGUAGGAACGGAGAUAAAACAUGUUUCUGCACCUUUUGCGCAAAACAAGAAAUGGACCACAGAGGCUAAGCAUGUCAACGAAGAUGACAUCAAAAUAAACAGUAAGGUGAAACAAGAUGGAGUCGAGAGCAGGAAAUUCACAAUGCCUGUUGCUUCAUCCUCGGAGAUCCCCUCGGCGGAAGAAAGUGACAACGUUUGGUCACUAAUACCUCAGCUUAAAAACAAACUGCACAUGCACCAGAAAAAAGCUUUCGAGUUUCUCUGGAGGAACCUAGCCGGAUCAGUGGUUCCCACAAUGAUGGAUCCGAGUUCAGAGAAGAUAGGUGGCUGCGUGGUUUCUCAUACUCCAGGAGCAGGCAAAACGUUUCUGAUCAUAGCUUUUCUUGCUAGCUACUUAAAGGUAUUCCCAGGGAAGAGGCCUUUGGUUCUUGCUCCCAAAACAACAUUGUACACAUGGUACAAGGAGUUCAUCAAAUGGGAGAUUCCAGUCCCGGUUCACUUGAUCCAUGGCCGUAGAACCUACUGUGUGUCCAAAGAGAACACGAUUCAGUUCAAGGGAGUUCCACAACCGAGCCAAGAUGUUAGGCAUGUUAUUGACUGUUUAGACAAGAUUCAGAAAUGGCAUGCGCAGCCGAGUGUUCUUGUAAUGGGUUACACUUCGUUUCUGACACUGAUGAGAGAAGACUCCAAGUUUGCUCAUAGGAAGUACAUGGCUAAAGUGCUGAGAGAAUCUCCGGGGCUUCUGGUUCUAGACGAGGGACACAACCCGAGGAGUACCAAGUCGAGAUUACGAAAGGCCUUGAUGAAAGUUGACACCGAUUUGAGGAUCAUGCUCUCGGGUACAUUGUUUCAGAACAACUUCUGUGAGUACUUCAACACUUUGUGCUUGGCUAGACCCAAGUUUAUCCAUGAGGUUCUAAUGGAGUUGGACCAGAAGUUCGACACAAACCAAGCGGUGCAAAAGGCGCCUCACUUGAUUGAAAACAGAGCGAGGAAAUUCUUCCUUGACAUUAUAGCCAAGAAGAUUGACACGAAAGUGGGAGAUGAGCGCUUGCAAGGUCUCAACAUGUUGAAGAACAUGACAGGCGGUUUCAUAGAUAACUACGAAGGAAGCGGAAGCGGAAGUGGUGAUGUUCUCCCUGGUUUGCAGAUCUACACAUUGUUGAUGAACUCCACAGAUAUGCAGCACAAGACUCUUACAAAACUUCAGAACAUAAUGUCGACUUACCAUGGAUAUCCCCUCGAGCUCGAGCUUCUCAUAACUCUAGCAGCUAUCCAUCCUUGGUUGGUCAAAACCUCUACCUGUUGUGCCAAGUUCUUCAACCCUGAAGAGCUUUUCGAGAUCGAGAAGCUCAAGCAUGACGCCAAGAGAGGAUCCAAAGUCAUGUUUGUGCUUAACCUCGUGUUCCGUGUGGUCAAGAGGGAGAAGAUCCUCAUCUUUUGCCACAACAUCGCGCCUAUCCGGCUGUUUCUUGAGCUGUUUGAGAAUGUUUUCAGGUGGAAGAGAGGCCGAGAGCUCCUGACCUUAACAGGGGACCUCGAGCUGUUCGAGAGAGGCAGAGUGAUAGACAAAUUCGAAGAACCUGGAGGCCCUUCCCGCGUUCUGCUGGCUUCGAUCACUGCAUGUGCUGAAGGGAUCAGCCUGACCGCUGCUUCACGGGUAAUCAUGCUCGACUCGGAGUGGAAUCCUUCUAAGACAAAGCAAGCAAUCGCACGCGCGUUCAGACCGGGACAGCAGAAAGUGGUGUACGUUUACCAGCUCUUGUCGAGAGGAACACUUGAGGAAGACAAAUACAGAAGGACUACUUGGAAAGAGUGGGUCUCGAGUAUGAUUUUCAGCGAAGAAUUUGUAGAGGACCCGUCUCUGUGGCAAGCUGAGAAGAUUGAGGACGAUGUCCUCAGAGAGAUUGUAGAGGAAGACAAAGUCAAAUCCUUCCAUAUGAUCAUGAAGAACGAGAAAGCUUCAACUGGUGGAUGAUUGGGUAUAUUCUUUGAUGAUCUCUGAUGAUGACGGUGAUGAUAACAGCUUGUUGUAUUGUGUAAUAAAACAAAUCAUAACUGUGUAAUAAGUCAGCUGUAUGUCAUAACUGUGUAAUAAUUCAGCUGUAUGAUUAUAAUCUUAAAUAAUGUAUUCGUCACACUCUUUGUAAAUUAUAAAAUUACCAACUGAGAUCAUUAGACUGUUGGUUUC